UUUAGCUGAGGCUAUAAAUAGCGGAAUUGACCAAAAGGAAACAAAAACCACAAAACAUCAGAAUUUCCUCGAUUCUCUCUGUUCCCCUCCCGAUAACCCGAACUCGACCCGCUUAGUAAAACGGCGGUAUCUCCGUCGUCCGGUGACAGAGUCGAGUGAGACCGGCGGCGUUGGAUUCAUCUCUUCAAGAAUGUACCAGCAUCUUAAUCUUUAGUGACGCAAGAAGAGUGCAGCAAUGCCGUUUCAAUCCGUUUUGGUACCCAUCGGAACUCCUUGUUCCGGCUACGAUGCGGUGCAAUCCUUACCUCUUUUUGAAGCUUGGGAGGCGAUCUACAAACCCUCCAAAGGAUUUUAGUCAAUUCAAACCGAGCUUCAGGAUUCUUCUCUAAAAGGCUCAGUUUAGCUUCAAGGUUCUACAUCAAAAGAGCAACAUGUCUGAUUAUCUCCCAGACGAAUGCCUUACAGAGGUACUGGUUAGAGUACCAGUGAAGUCAUUGAUGAGAUUCAGGUGUGUUGCGAAGACAUGGCAUUCUCUCAUUUCAAGCCCUGCAUUCAUCGCCACCCACCUCAAUCAUGCUCGUCAUAAAGCUAGCCAUGGUGAAAGAAGCAAGCUGCAGGACCAGAUUAUUCUGUUUCGACACUACUCUGCAUGCGAAUAUGCUGACGAAGACGAUCAUGGGUAUCGGACUUGGAUCACUAGUGAUGAGGAAGAGUGCUUUGCUUUGCACAAGGAUGAUGAAUCUUUUCCUCACAGUCCCACCUUGAAUCUCAAACCCCCACAUAACAUGUGGAGUGGGCAGUAUUUCCCAAUUGUUGGCCUGAUGAAUGGGAUAGUUUGCUUGGUUGACUGGAGCAGGUGUAUUUUUUGGAACCCUUCUUUGAAUACAACAAUGGAGACCUCCUUUCGAACAGGAGCAGGUACAUUCUUCCGCCCUGUUAUGCAUAUCUUUGGUCUUGGCUGUGACCCUAUUACUAAUGACCUCAAGCUGGUAAGACUUGCCUAUCUUAAGAAAAAUGUUGUUCCACCUGUAGUCGAGAUUUUCACCCUUGUUACUAAAUCAUGGCGAGAGGUUGCUGCCCCUGGUCCUAUGUAUAUUCUGGUGCAAAGUAAAUCUUCACCACAGGCCUUUGUGUCAGGUGCAUUCCACUGGGUUGCACAUACUCCACCAGGACAGGGUUCUUCAAGCAAUGUGAUUGUGGCAUUCGAUAUGGAGAAUGAGGUGUUUUAUGAGAUUGCACUUCCCAGCUGUUUAUCUUCAAAGCCUCACUUGAAUAUGACAGUGGUUUUGUUGAAUGGUUCACUUGUUUUGGUCCCAGAUAAUGAGGUAUAUGGAGACUCAUAUUACUCGAACUCUGUGUGGAUCAUGAAAGAGUAUGGUGUUGUGGAGUCUUGGACGAAAUUAUUUGAUAUCGACAUUGGCGAACAAGGAGUAAGAAGAGUGAUCACUUUCAGAAACAAUGGGGAACUUCUAUUGAAUAGCGAUGGGAAGGAACUGUUAUCAUAUGAACCCUAUACUCGAGAGACUAGAGAUCUUCAUUUCAAAGUUAGACCUUCUGAUGGAACUUCUUAUGAGACCGGCUCUUAUUUUGUAGAUACUCACAUGGAGAGCCUUGUUCUGUUGAAUGAAGCACAUAGGCCCCGUUUGGUUGGGAGGAUAUCAUGAUAUGGAAAACAAAUUCAUUCCAAAUUAGUUUGGAAAGAAAAAUAAUUCAUUUCCAUGUCUUGACAUUCCAAUGAUGAUGCCAAUUUACUUCAUCAUAUUAGCAAUGAUCAUCAAAUGCUUUGUAUGCUCUAAUUUUCUGAGUGUUAUAUCAAUAAUAAGAUUGUGAUU
Molecule: messenger RNA, 1832 nt
Organism: Argentina anserina (silverweed cinquefoil)
Lineage: Eukaryota; Viridiplantae; Streptophyta; Magnoliopsida; Rosales; Rosaceae
Product: F-box/kelch-repeat protein At3g06240-like
Exons: 2
Coding region: 432-1664 (410 amino acids)
Molecular function (GO): protein binding
Source: RefSeq, a predicted model, not a curated record